Molecule: messenger RNA, 5911 nt
Organism: Nycticebus coucang (slow loris)
Lineage: Eukaryota; Metazoa; Chordata; Mammalia; Primates; Lorisidae
Product: zinc finger protein 43-like
Exons: 4
Coding region: 172-2706 (844 amino acids)
Biological process (GO): regulation of transcription by RNA polymerase II
Molecular function (GO): DNA-binding transcription factor activity; RNA polymerase II cis-regulatory region sequence-specific DNA binding
Source: RefSeq, a predicted model, not a curated record
CUGAGAGAUCUGCAGUGUUUUUCUCUUGCCCGGAGCUCAACUGGGAUCCCCUCUUCAACUCUUGCAACUCCUGGACGAUCCAGAUGACUCUGCAAUAGCCUCUGUCAACCUGUGAGCUGCAGGUACUAGGAGAUCUGUAGGGACUACACGGGAUAUCCCGGAAGCUGGGAAAUGGAACUGUUGACAUUCAAGGACGUGUCUAUAGAGUUCUCUAUGGAUGAGUGGGCCUGCCUGGACCCUGCUCAGCAGACUUUGUAUCGGGACGUCAUGUUGGAGAACUACGGACACCUGGUCUUUCUAGGUCUUACCCUCUCUAAGCCCGACUUCAUCACCUGUCUGGAGCAAAGCAAAGAACCCUGGAAGGUGAAGACACACCAGACAGUAGUCAAGCCCCCUGCUGUAUCUAACCAUCCUGACCAAGAGCAUUUGCAAGAUUUUGACACAAAUAUUUUAUUCCCAGAGAUACUCCUGAGAAGAUAUCAAAGUUGUGCCCCUGACAAACUAAACUUAAAAAACUCGGCAAGUGUGUCAGAAUGUAUGCAGCAGAAAGUAUGUGACAGUGGCCUUGGCCAAUGUUUAAUGGCUACCCAUACCAAAAUCUUCCAAUGUAGUAAAUGUUUGAAAGUCUUCACACAAUUGUCAAAUCUAAGUAGAAAUAAGAUGAUUCAUACAAAAGGGAAAACAUUUCACUGUAUAAAGUAUGGGAAAGCCUCUAACCCAUGCUCUCAUGUUACUAAACCUAAGAUAAUUUAUGAAGGAGAAAAGCAGUACAAAUGUAGCAAAGUCUUCAAAUCUAACUCAAACGUGUCUAAGCAUAAGAGAAGUCAUACGGAAGAGAAACGCUACAAGUAUGAAAAUGAUGGCAAAUGUUUUAAUCUCAGAUCAAAAUAUUGUAACCAUGAGAGUACUGAUAGUGGAAGAAAACCCUACAACUAUGAAGACUGUGACAAACUUACCAAACAGUACUCAAACCUUUCUGAACAUAUAAGAAUUCAUUCUGGAGAGAAACCCUAUAAAUGUCAAGAAUGUGAUAAAGCCUUUAAGCAUGACUCAUGUCUUACUGUACAUCAAAGAAUUCAUUCUGGAGAGAAACUCUACAAAUGUCAAGAAUGUGCCAAAACCUUUAACCGGUAUUCAUACCUUUGUGAACAACAAAGAAGUCAUUCUGCAGAGAAACCCUACAAAUGUCAACAAUGUGGCAAAGCGUUUAAUAAUAAUUCAGAUGUUACUAAACAUAAAAGAAUUCAUUCUGGCGAGAAACUCUACAAAUGUCAACAAUGUGAUAAAGCCUUUAAGCAUAACUCAAGUCUUACUGUACAUCAAAGGAUUCAUUCUGGAGAGAAACUCUACAAAUGUCAAGAAUGUGCCAAAGCCUUUAUUAGGUACUCAUACCUUUCUGAACAUCAAAGAACUCAUUCUGGAGAGAAACCCUACAAAUGUCAACAAUGUGGCAAAGCAUUUACUUAUAGUUCAUCCCUUACUAAUCAUCAAAGAAUUCAUUCUGGAGAGAAACCCUACAAAUGUCAACAAUGUGGCAAAGCGUUUAAUAAUAAUUCAGAUCUUACUAGGCAUAAAAGAAUUCAUUCUGGAGAGAAACCCUACAAAUGUCAACCAUGUGGAAAAGCCUUUCACCAUUACUCAGGCUUUUCUGAACAUCACAAAAUUCAUUCUGGAGAGAGACCCUAUAAAUGUCAACAAUGUGGCAAAGGGUUUAACGGGUACUCAAACCUUUCUACACAUCAAAGAAUUCAUUCUGGAGAGAAACCCUAUAAAUGUCAACAAUGUGGCAAAGCUUUUAAUUGGUACUCAAACCUUUCUAGACAUCAAAGAAUUCAUUCUGGAGAGAAACCCUACAAAUGUCAACAAUGUGGCAAAGCCUUUAUUUUUAGUUCAUUCCUUACUAAUCAUCAAAGAAGUCACUCUGGAGAGAAACCCUACAAGUGUAAAAAAUGUGGCAAAGCCUUUAAGUGGUACUCAAACCUUUCUACACAUCAAAGAAUUCAUUCUGGAGAGAAGCCAUACAAAUGUCAACAAUGUGGCAAAGCAUUUACUUAUAGUUCAUCCCUUACUAAUCAUCAAAGAAUUCAUUCUGGAGAGAAACCCUACAAAUGUCAACAAUGUGGCAAAGCGUUUAAUAAUAAUUCAGACCUUACUAAACAUAAAAGAAUUCAUUCUGGAGAGAAACCCUACAAAUGUCAACCAUGUGGAAAAGCCUUUCACCAAUACUCAGGCCUUUCUGAACAUCAAAAAAUUCAUUCUGGAGAGAAACCCUACAAGUGUCAACAAUGUGGCAAAGCAUUUAAUAAUAAUUCAGACCUUACUAGACAUCAAAGAAUUCAUUCUGGAGAGAAACCCUACAAAUGUCAACAAUGUGGCAAAUCUUUUAAACAGUACUCAAACCUUUCUACACAUCAAAGAAUUCAUUCUGGAGAGAAACCCUACAAAUGUCAACAAUGUGACAAAGCCUUUAUUUUUAGUUCAUUCCUUACUAUUCAUCAAAGAAGUCACUCUGGAGAGAAACCCUACAAGUGUCAAAAAUGUGGCAAAGCCUUUAAGUGGUACUCAAACCUUUCUGCACAUCAAAGAAUUCAUUCUGGAGAGAAGCCCUAUAAAUGUCAACAAUGUGGCAAAGGGUUUAACCAGUACUCAAACCUUUCUACACAUCAAAGAAUUCAUUCUGGAGCGAAAUCCUACAAAUGUCAAUAAUGUGGCAAAGCCUUUAACCCUUAUUCAAACCUUUCUACACGUCAAAAAAUUCAUUCUUUAGAGAAACACUACAAAUGUCUGCAUUGGGGCAAAGCCUUUAACCCUUAUUCAAACCUUUCUACACGUCAAAAAAUUCAUUCUUUAGAGAAACACUACAAAUGUCUGCAUUGGGGCAAAGCCUUUAACAAGUAUUCACACCUUUAUAGACAUCAAAUCGUUCAUUCUGAAAAGAAACCCUGGAAAUGUUAAGAAUGUGGUAAAGCUUUUCACCAGUACUCAUGCCUUUCUCAACAUCAAAUAUUUCAUUCCGGAGAGAAACCUUACAAAUGUCAAGAAUGUCGUAAACCCAUUACCCAGUGCUCAAACCUUUCUGUAUAUCAUGUAAUUCAUUCUUGAGACAAAUCUCACAAAUGCCAAGUAUGUGGCAUAGCCUUUAACCAAUACUCAGGCCUUUCUGAACGUAAAAGAAUUCAUUCUGCAGAGAAACCCUACAAAUGUGAAGAAUGUGACAAAGCCUUUAAUCAGUAUAUGAAACUUUUUGCACAUAAAAGAAUUCAUUCUGAAAAGAAACCUUAUGAACAGUGUGGCAAACCCUUAUUUCAUGUGCAAACCUCACUGUACAUAAAAUAAAUCAUACAUUAGAGAUACCCUUGAAAUAUGAAGAAUUUUGUUGUACCUUUACCCAGUGUUGAUAACUUGCUAAGCAUAAAAGAAUUCACACUGGUGAGAAAUCCCACAACUGUGAACAGUGCAGCAAUUCCUAUAAAUGGAACUCAAACCUUCGUAUACAUAGCAAAAUUCAUAUGGCAGAGACAUCUUACAGAUGUGAAUGAUGUGGCAAAGGUUUGUGCUGGUUUUCAGCAUUUAGUAAACAUCAGAGAAAUUGUCCAGAGAACUAAUAUAACAAUAUGAAGAUGUGGCAAACACUAAUGCCUGUAGUUACAGUUUUCUGUACACAAUAGAAUUCAUGUUGAAGAUAAACACUACAAAGGUGAAGAACUUGACAAAUGUUUAACUUGUGCCCAAACCAUUGUGUAAAUGAAAAAUGUAUAACAGAGAAAUCCCUGAUAAAUGUGAAGAGAGUUUUGAAUCCUAUAAGCAGGAUUCAGUAUAUUUCACAUUUUCAGUACAUAGAAGAAUUCAUAGAGAAAUUGUAUAUAUGUGAAGAAUGUGACAAUGUUUUUAAAUAUUUCUUAUGCUUUUCUAAUAAUUCAUAUAAAAGAAAUACUCUACAAAUGUCAAUCAUGUCUCAGAGCCUUAAAGUUGUGUUUGUCCUGGCAGGUAGGGCUAAGAAAAGACAGGGUCAGAUGAUACUAGGAGAUACUUUGUCCAUCAUAAGAACAAAAAAAUGAGCAGAGGGGGCUUCCACGAAAGACAGGUUGGCAUUUCAAGAAGGCUUCUGAAAAGCGAACUGAUGUUUGCUCUACAAAAAUGACUCUCAGAGGUAGAGAGGCCACAAUGUGGAGAUAUGGCCAAGGCCACAAAAAGGGAUGUUUGGAGCAUGGGUUCAAGUAAUGUGACUGUAAGCUCAAGUGAUCUAUUUUCAUUAACACAGUGCAAUUUACACCAGUUCUAUCACACUGAACAAGUACAAUGAUAACUUCUGGAAAUUGCCUUACAGGGAUAGUAAAUGGAAAGGUGGUCCUUUCUGUAAGUUUCCCCCCUUUCCAAGAAAAAUCAUGAAUAUUUACCCCCACACCACUUAACAUAGAAUUGGAAAAUCUAUGUAAAGGGAAAGCAUCUUACUAAACCCAGAGUCUUCUCCACUUGAAAGAUGUUCUCUGGAGAUUACUGUUCCCUAAUAAAUUUGGAUCUUUUGCAUACAUGUAUCUACUUAUUCUGCUCAUUUGUUUUCCUGUUUUAAUAUUAGUAAUCAUUCUUUGGCACCUGGAACAAAAAAACAGGGAACAUAUACCUGUCACCUGGUCCCCAUAUGGGACAUUGGUGCCAAAAUCUGGGAGGAGAAUGCACAUCUUCAGCAAGAUACAUUAAUAGAACCAUAACCAUUGUUAAUUCACUCUGCCUGCUCAUAUUACUUAUUCUACCUACAGGUCUCACACUGUCUUUGCUUUCCAGGUAAUGUAGCUCCUUAUGUACCCCUGCUUCAUCUCUGUUUUUCUUUGUCUCCGCAAUGCACUUCAUCUCCCAUUUAGGCCUGAUAUUCAAAUGCUUAAAAAGUUGCCUCAGGCUCCACAACCAGAAUGUUCAACCAGAUUCUUAUGGUCUUGAUAACCAGAGUGGGGAGGAAGAGUCAGUGAGAGAAAGCCAGGCCAGCGGCAGGUCCCAAGCGCAGAAGGAAGUUUUGAAAUGGUUGCCACCACUAGAGAAGGUUGUAAGGGACAGAGUUCCUCCAUAGGCUCAGGCAAGAAGAUACCAGGCCUGAGCCCUUCCCUCACUAUGACUGUUACUGGAGUAAGAAAGGGCUCAAGGAGGGGACUCUUCUGGGACCAUGCCCUCACUGGGAGUGACAUAGAGAGAUGCACUGGUAGUGACAUUGCCUUCUGGAGAUGGCGGUUCACACUCUCCUUCCAGAUACUGUGAAAUCCCUGAACCAGCAUUCACCAUACCAUCUAGAACUCUUUCAGUUUGAUGGACAUGCCCCAGCUUCAGUACAAGGUCUACUGAUGUUAAUAACAUUAGAGCCACUCCUCUGCUCUCCCUAGAUAUUCAGGGCCCCUGUUUCCCUCUCCUAUAUCUGUCUUAAGAAUGGAAGGUAAAAUAAAAUUCCCCUGUGUGCUCUAAAGUCCCUCUGCUCACUGGCUGAUGAUGUUUUUGUUUAUCCCUUUUAGUGCUUUCCAACUUCCAUACCCGAUUGUUUGGAUGAAGUCUUAACUUCAGGUUAGAGACCUAAGUUCUUUAAAUCUGCACGGCUCCUUUUUUAGGUCUUUAACGUGAAAUGAGGUGGCUGGGGUAAAAUUUUCUUUCAAAAGAGAAAAAGCAAGAAGGAACCAGUAUGUAGGAGAGAGAUGUGAAGAAAAAAUGAAUAUGAAGAAACCCGGGUGGUGAGGAACAUUAAGAGGAGAGAGAAGAAUUUUGUGUAGGACAAAACCAAAUAUAACAAUAUUUGUCAUAAAGUAAAUCAUGGUUUAAGAAGAAAAAUUUGGGACAAACAUAGGGCUUCAGUAUGUCUAAAGUAGUCCAUGUAAGGCAUAAUAUUUGCAAGGGUAAAUAUAUAAACAUUUUGCCUGUGAACAAGUUGGCCUGA